AUGAGUGUAGCACUGUCGAUUCCAGUCAAAGGAACCAGACACCACGGUGAUCGCGAUAGAUUGAACUAUACGUUGAAAAGUGCUCACCUGCUAGCAGUGCGUCAAAUUAUCGACCACUCGAGGCCAACAUAUGAAGUCGUUUAUGCGUGGUCACAGUCAUUCGAGAAUCUCAUGAAAAACAAACUGGGACAGAAGUAUUUCGCUGAAUUUCUGAAAGGCGAGUACUCUGACGAGAACAUACUUUUCUGGCAAGCUUGUGAAGAGCUGAAGAGAGAAAAAAACGCCGAAAAAAUCGAAGAAAAAAAAUCGCUUUUGAAUACCCAUCACAGGCCUGCAAUGGAACCAUAUUGGUCUGAGCAGUCUGAACAAAGAGAAGAGAAAGAGAAGAAACAGUCAGAAAAAGAGCAACCGAUCCAAUGGAGAUUUGGGGAACACAACGUCGAAAGGAGAUAA
Messenger RNA from Cooperia oncophora, 453 nucleotides. The record is from the annotation of a GenBank genome assembly. NCBI's taxonomy places the organism in Eukaryota, Metazoa, Nematoda, Chromadorea, Rhabditida, Trichostrongylidae.